GAAGCUAACUGCGGGCGAUCGAAUUCCGGUCCCACAAUCAAUUAACUAGCUAACGGCGUUCAUUUCACCGGCGGCGAUGGAGCGCGACGUUGGGCAGCGGAAGACGGUUCUGGUGACGAACGACGACGGAGUGGACGCGGCCGGGUUGCGGGCUCUGGUCGGAGUCCUUGUGGCGACCGGCCGGUUCAACGUGCUGGUCUGCGCUCCUGACUCGGAGAAGUCCGCCGUGAGCCACAGCAUCACGUGGCGUCACCCUAUCUCCGUCAAAAGGGUUCAAAUCGCCGGAGCCACUGCCUUUUCGGUUGCGGGAACUCCAGCGGAUUGUGCUUCCCUCGGCAUCUCCAAAGCUCUCUUCUCUUCAGUUCCCCAUUUGGUGAUAAGUGGUAUUAACAUGGGCAGCAAUUGUGGUUAUCACAUUGUCUACUCAGGAACAGUUGCAGGUGCAAGAGAGGCAUUCAUGAAUGGUGUUCCAUCUGUAUCUUUAUCCUACGAUUGGAUUCGGGGAAAAAGCAAUUUCAAUCACUUCACACUAGCUGCUGAGGCUUGUGUACCCAUUAUAUUAUCUAUAUUGGCUGAUAUAGAGAGUAAAGCUUAUCCCAAAAAUUGCUUUCUUAAUAUUGUUGUGCCAACAGAUGUUCAAAAACACAAGGGUUUUAAGCUUACUAAGCAAGGGAAAAGUUUAAUCAAAACGGGAUGGAAGCAAGCUACUAGUGAAGGACAUGGAGCGAAAAUGCUAUCAACUAUGACUAUGGACUUAACACCAUCACAAACCACACAACCAAGUGUUGAUCACACCGGGCAGGACCAAUUUUUAUUCGCUAGAGAAGUUAGGGAAAAACAAGUGGACAAUGAUGGCACAGAUUAUAGUUAUCUUCAAGAUGGAUAUGCCAGCAGUUCGUCUAAAAAAGACAAACACGUGAGAGUACAAAAAGUAUACAAAAAAAGGUGUACAUCAAGAAUUACUCAUAUGAUUAACUAAAAUAUUGUUCGACCAUCAUUGUUGUCUUUGGUUGUAGAUAACUGUCACCCCCAUCAAUGCGUUGUUCACUAUUGACGUAGACAAUUCAACAUUCUUCAUAGAUUGGUUGCCUUCUGGGGUUGAACAACAAUGUGCUUCUGAUCUUCUUCCUUCUAAGAUCAAUUUUUUCCCAGAUGAUAAAGGCGGAGACAUUUUAAUUAGUUCUAUAAGUAAUGAAUAAAUGAGCACUAUUAGCCCAAUGUCAACUUGUCAAGUGAUGAGAGCAUUAAAUAUACACCAAUGUAAUAUAAUUAAGGUCGGGUACUUGAUCUAAAGUCAUGUGUAUGUUUAUUUUGAUAUAGUAGUUGAUUGUGCCAGCACGUACG
Molecule: messenger RNA, 1344 nt
Organism: Cuscuta epithymum
Lineage: Eukaryota; Viridiplantae; Streptophyta; Magnoliopsida; Solanales; Convolvulaceae
Source: the annotation of a GenBank genome assembly